AUGCCGGAACAAAGAACCAAAUAUGCAGAUAGCAUAUUGACCACAAAAAGUCCCUACGAGGCUACCGAAACUAUUAGAAUCAGGUUAUCGCAGGUCAAAUUGUUAAAUAAAGACUUUUAUUUACUAUUUAAGGAAUUAGCUAAUUUGAAGAGGAACUAUGCUCAGCAAUUGAGGAAAAUAAUAGCUGAAAAUGAAGACAUAACAAAGAUAUUAAAUGCUCAAAUGAUUGAAAGUAAUGUUUUGACUCCUCAGGAAAUGAGUGCAUUCAGAUUCAACUCACUGGGAGAACUAAGAAGCGUAUGGGAUACUGUAAUUGAAGAACUACAAUCGGAUUUGAAGUCAAGCACUGAAUACUACAACACUUUGGAUCAACAAGUCGUUCGUGAAUUGAAGGAAUCCGUGGAGAACAAUACUAGCUGGAAAGAAAGUAAGGACUUGCACUCCAAGCUUAGUAAAAAUGCAGCCUCAAUUGAGCAUUAUAGUAAGAAUAACGAAAACUCUAGUCACUUAGAUGAGGCAAGAAGACAAUGGGACCAGCAAAGCCCUUACUUGUUUGAACUGUUUGAAACUAUUGACUACAACCGUUUGGACACGUUGAAAAACUGUAUGCUGAGAUUUCAAACCAGUUUUAGCGAUUAUCUAUUGAAUACUACCAAAGAAUGCGAAACUGUGAUGACGAAAUUCUUGGCAUUCGAACCUCAAAGUGAAAUUGAUCGAUUUGCCAAAGAUGCCAGUCAAUACAACUUCCAACUCUCCUCUUCUUCGAAAGAAGUUGUUCCUAAUAGUGUUCCGCCAGCUUCUGCCACUAGCGCUCGCCCAAUCUCUGCUUCCGAUGGUGCUCCUAAUAGGGAAAAGGAAAAGAAAUCCCCACAAAAGGAUAAGCGUAAGAGUACAUUUGGAAGCAUCGGUCAUCGUCUUGCCUCUGCAUCCUCGACUCUUACCCAUGGUGAUCUCAUGAAUAACGAAUUUUCAGACUCUACCAAUAAUUCUUCCUUAAAAUCAAAAAAAUCAUCCCAUACUCUAAGAUCCAAAGUGGGUUCAAUUUUCGGUAGAAAUAAGACCAAGAACAAGAGACAACAACAAUCAUCAUCAAACUCUCAUAUCCAGGAAUCCAUUACUGAAACUCAAAAUAAUUCCUCUACCAGAGUAUCUUCAACUGCAACUUCUUCCAUUUAUCAGAAGCAACGUCGGCCUACCUAUUCAUCAUUAAAAUCAAACAAUUGGACCCCGGCUGAAGCUAGUGACACUCCCCCUCUUCCUCCCCAUGCCACUCCUAAAAGCGUAGGUGCACCUGUUACUGCUGAUACAGUGCCUGCACCAACUUUUACGCCUGCUGCAAUGCCUACUUCAACCCCACAACAAAGCUCUCCUCCAACUGCGAAAGAACCAGACUCAAGUGAGUUACCUAAGACGGUACCGAUAUCAAUUUCUCAACCUCCGCUCCAGCCACAAUCAAAAACAAAACCGUUACCAGUUGAACCUACCUUCCCCAAUAAUUUAGUUUCUACUGCUACCGUUGAUAAUCAACCUCCGACUCAAAUGGAUUCAAGACCCUUGCAUAUCCGCGCACCUGCUUUACCACCCUCGAGAAAGCAAAAUUUCAUUCAUAACAGGGAUUCCCAGCUCUAUGAAUCACUGCCUAAUCAUGGCUCGGACCCUACUCCUACUUCUUCUUCAUUGUCCUCUAUACCUCAAGAACGUCCAGCUUCGACGCUCUCUUCCCAAAUUACUGGCGAGCUAAGGGAGUUAAAUCCUCAAGCCACAGGGUCUUCGACGUCUUUAGUAGGCCAAUCGUUAUUUCAGCACUCUUCUUUAGAAACUUCUCAAUUCGGAUUGAAUGCUAGUAUCGCAGAAGUACUUAAUGCUUCUUUCAAAGAUGGUAUGUUACAGACUUCCCAACUGAUUGGAGAAAUUGCCCUCAACUAUUUACCUAAUUCUGUCAUGAAUUCACCUUUACCUAUUGGUAUUAAUUUGAAAAUCACUAAUGGCGCUAAGUUCGAAAAAGUUAUCCUGAACCAAGCCUUCAUCGAGCGUGUGGCCCCAGAAGAAUUUAAAGUUAACCCAUCGUUCAUCGAUUCUAGAACCUUAGGCGCUAUUAAAUAUUCUAUAAAGGAGCCGAUCGCACCCAUUGUUAUUCAUCCAGUCUGGAGAUUUGAACCUCACCAGGCAAGUGUUGUAUUGACUGUCAAGAUGUCGCCAAGCUUACCCGUGGAAAUAUCGCAAAUCGUGAUAGAAGACCUUGUCGUCUUCGUAAAUAUCGAUGGUGCUAAUGCAACAAGCGCUUUAUCAAAACCCCAGGGCUCCUUCAGUAAAGAAAAAAAGAGAAUAACGUGGAGAUUCAAAGAACCGGUUGUUUUGACAAGAAAUGGUGAAGGUCAAAGGUUAAUCGCCAGAUUCAUUACAGACGGUCUAGCACAUGAAUCCGCUAAAGGCGUGAUUACCAAAUUCACUAUCAGUGAGACAGAUAACGCGGCACUACCUCAUAGCGGAGCUGGCAGUGGAAUUUCGUUGACCUGCCAGGAACUGGACGAAAACAAUCCAUUUGGCGGUGACUGGUCCGAUGUAAACACAAAAAGAACCUUGACGACUGGUAAUUACCAUGGCCUCGCUUGA
Messenger RNA from Saccharomyces paradoxus, 2613 nucleotides. It is a transcript of the gene SYP1, whose product is annotated as Syp1p. The record is from RefSeq and is a predicted model, not a curated record. The transcript has a single exon. The coding region runs from base 1 to 2613 and encodes 870 amino acids. Gene Ontology annotation, cellular component: endocytic vesicle; cytoplasm; cell division site. Gene Ontology annotation, biological process: septin cytoskeleton organization. NCBI's taxonomy places the organism in Eukaryota, Fungi, Ascomycota, Saccharomycetes, Saccharomycetales, Saccharomycetaceae.